GAAUUACACUUUCCCCUUUCGCCUCGUCCUCCUCCUCUUGCUCGCUUUACCUACUAUAUCCCUCCAGAAAUCUCCCCCGUGCAAGAUCUCCCACCGCCACAGCUACUCGCCCUCGCCUUCCCUGUCGUUUCGCAGCGAUGGAUGAGUGGGAAGGCCAAGCCGAGCACUGGGUUUACGUUGCUGUCGCCGUGGGUGCGGUGACGAUUCUGAUGCUGGUUGCCGGUGAAGCCUCGCCUCGUCCUCCUUCCCGACCUCGCUUUUGCCCCCCACCUCGCCCUUGCUCUCGCUAUGCUUCCUCAGCGAUGGAUGCGUGGGUUUGCCAAGCGGAGGCGUGGGCAGGCCGAGUCGAGCACCGGAUCUGUCAGCAAACCCCGGAGCAGAUUUACCUUGCUGUCGCCGUGAUUGCGGUGACGGUUCUGGUGCUGGUCGCAGCUUCUCGUCCGAAGUCAUCGAAACCUAACACCAUAGUUCUAUGCGGGCUUAGUGGCAGUGGCAAAACUGUUCUUUUCUACCAGCUUCGCAAUGGAUCAUCACAUCAAGAAACUGUGACUUUGAUGGAACAUAACAAUGAUACAUUUGUGCUACACUCGGAGCUGGAAAGGCAAGGCAAAAUAAAACCUAUUCAUGUUAUUGAUGUUCCUGGUCAUGCAAGGCUGAAACCGAAGCUUGAUGAAGUCCUGCCUCAGGCAGCUGGGGUUGUUUUUGUUGUCGAUGCUCAAGAUUUCUUGUCCAGCGUGCAAGCUGCUGCAGAGUACUUGUAUGAUAUUUUGACGAAGGCAACUGUACUGAAGAAAAGGGUUCCUGUUCUGAUAUUCUGCAACAAGGCAGAUAAAGUUACAGCUCACUCAAAGGAGUUCAUCAAGAAGCAGUUGGAGAAAGAAGUAAACAAGCUCCAGGAAUCAAGGAACGCCAUAUCAUCCGCUGACAUCACUGAUGAAGUCCAGCUUGGGGUCCCUGGAGAGGCAUUCAACUUGAGUCAGUGCCCGAGCAAGGUGAUAGUUGCUGAAGGUGCUGGUCUGACUGGCAAUGUUUCGGCAGUCGAGCAAUUCAUCCGCGAGUAUGUGAAGCCAUAGGUUCAUCUUUCACCCAUGGUCAUAUCAUGUAACGCCUGACGGCUGUUCCACAUCCACAAGUACUAGGAAACAGUCAGCUGGAGAAGGAGUGUUGUGUGCUUGAGAGCGUAAUCGUUAUGUGCGUGCUGUGAGAGUGAACCGCGUGGGUGUGGCGCAGUUAUAAGCCACUGUAACCUUUUGGCAGGUUUAUCGUCUAAGUAACGAUGUGGUCUCUGUAACCUUUUGGCAGGUUUAUCGUCUAAGUAAUGAAAUAGAACCCCAGGUCCAAGCCUGCUGUUCGAGCCGGCUGUUCUACUUA
Molecule: messenger RNA, 1371 nt
Organism: Triticum aestivum (bread wheat)
Lineage: Eukaryota; Viridiplantae; Streptophyta; Magnoliopsida; Poales; Poaceae
Product: signal recognition particle receptor subunit beta
Exons: 6
Coding region: 138-1073 (311 amino acids)
Molecular function (GO): GTP binding
Source: RefSeq, a predicted model, not a curated record